This is a messenger RNA of Didymodactylos carnosus, 3711 nucleotides long. Lineage: Eukaryota; Metazoa; Rotifera; Eurotatoria; Philodinida; Philodinidae. The record is from the annotation of a GenBank genome assembly.
AUGGGUAAUAAUGAGAGCGGCUUAAGUAAACAUAUUGAAACAGCUCGUAAAACGAAUGUGUUACAAUAUGAUAAUAAAAAGCUCAAUGAAAUUCGACCACAAAUGUGUAUACCCGGUCUUCGAACUUUAUCCUUAAACGACAAUGAAAUUCAACAGUUACCUCAAGAAAUACGAAAUCUAACUAAUUUGAAAGUUUUAAGUCUUCGAAAUAAUCAUAUAGACACACUUGCAGAUGUAUUUGGUCCAUUGCAUAAAUUAGAAAAUAUACAGUUAAAUAUGAAUACUUUACAUGGAUUACCACCAUCAUUUACGAAUUUAAAGGGACUAAAACAAUUAAAUUUAUCUCAAAAUAAAUUUACAAAUUUUCCAAUAGCAAUAUUAAAAUUAAAUAAUUUACAAUUUUUGGAUCUCUCCUCAAAUUAUAUAACUAAAAUACCAGAUGAAAUUGAAACAUUACAAGUUGAUGAAUUGAGUUUAAAUCAAAAUCGUAUUAUGCAAAUAUCCGAAAAGAUUAGUCGUUGUCAACGACUGAAAACAUUACGUUUAGACAAUAACCAAUUAGAAUUAGAUGCGAUUCCAGUGUCACUAUUAAAAGAUUCGAAUGUGUCAUUGAUCAGUUUAGAAGGGAACAAAUUUGAUGCAAAAUCACUUCAAAGUUAUGACGGAUAUGAUCAGUAUACCCAACGUUAUACGGCCAUAAGAAGAAACAAAUCAAAUCAAUUACAACAAACAGUAAAUUCUCGAGAUGAUAAUUAUCAACAUGCAUUAAACAUUAGACGAAAACGACAAAUUAAUGACGAUUAUGAUAAUAUAAAAGAUGACAAUAUCGCUGAUUAUGUGGAAAAUAAUGAUAUUCAAGAAGGUUAUCUAGGUAAUAAGCUUUCUAGACAAAAGAGCUAAUUGAUGAAAAAUAAAUUUGUCAUAUAUCUCACAAGUUCAUCAGAGCACAUGAUUGAAUAUUUUUCUCGCAUUCUAUCAGCAUCAGGAACACGUCCAACUUUAAUAAGUACCCUAAUUAUGGAAAGUUGAUUGCGGACGAAAACAGAUGAAAUCAGUGACUUUUAGAAAAAAAUACCGAGAUGAAAUUUUAUCUAGCGACGGGCAGGCACAAUGUUUUCAGUCCCGGUUUUGGUGAUACAUUCUGCGGUCUUUGACCUGAAAAAAAUUUUUUGCCCGUAAAACAUGAGAAUAACAUUAGUUUAAUCUAUAUUUUAUUAGUCAACUGAAAUAAGCGUCACAGAUAGUCAGAAAUCGCAAAGCAUUAUACCUGGAUGUCUGAAGAAACGUAGCAUAAACAAAUGGAAAUAACAACAUUCCGUUUAUGGUGGAAAGUUGAAGAAUGCUCCAAGCUGUGGCGUGGGCUGUGAUUAUUCCAGAGGGUAACAGUGUGCAUCAGACAGUAAAUUGACUAGAUAGAAAGGUGUCAAAAAAGAACUGUUACACUUCUUGAUGAGUUUUCGAAAAAGUAUGAAGUAUUAAGUAUGAAGAAAAGGUAAAUUUUCAUGGAAUCGUUCGAAAGAAUUUUUUUAAUCCUGAUUCUGGUACCGCCCAUAUCUCAGUUUAUUAGUCUGGGUUAAUUAUUUUAAAUAGAAAGAAAAGAGUAGCGCAGCAAGUCUGUGGUUUUUUUUAACCUAAAAUAUUCAUAAAACGCUACAACAACAAACAGGAGUGAACAAACAACAACAACAACAACAACUACUAAAUACCAGUUACCAUCAAAAAUUCUUUUCGAUAGUACCUGAUAUGUUUUUUCUGUGUGAUUUCUAACUUGACUAAGGAUGUAACGGUUGUAGUUAUGUUUUCGGAGAGUUAACAAGAUAAUUUCAUCAGAAAAGCCUUUUAGAUUGCCCCGUUGCUUUUCACGCGUAGUUUAUCCUUUUUUAAACUAUGUCACCUAUGCAAACAUUGAACGCUUGACUAAUUAGAGAGCUUAACAGAGCAGAAUGAAGCACAGAAGGAGAGCAGCACGCUAUUCUCAGAAGAAAACAAAAUUUAUUGAAGACACAAGAAAAAAAUUCUCCUCUUAUGGCUUCUACGAUAAAUAAUGUCGAUAUUUCUAUCAGUUCUGUUCGACAUAUUUUCUCGAUGAAUCCAUUUUCUAACAAAAAAAGCGAAACUCUCAACAUUGCAAAAAUUCUCUAAGGAAUGAAAAUUUAUAGAGGUUAAAUCAAUUGUUCUUUCAAAAACACAAUAAUAUGAUUCUUACACUCGUAUCACAUAUCACUAUUAAAGACCAGAAAUUUAACUGAUAUUCUUAUAUAAUUGAUAUGUAGUUUCAGUAAUAUUUUAAGGGUAUCCUUACAUCUGAAAUGAAUUUCAUGACGCAUGCUUGUUGGAAAAAUGUUCCCGUGCAUUUUUCUCUCGCGAGUAAUGCUCCCAGGUAACAUUCGCUGUCCAAAGACAAAUGUUCUCUUAUCGCUAAGUGUGCUAUAGACUGCGUCUGGAAGGAAAAUUACCGAAUGUAUAAUAAUUGUAGUUGAGACAUUCUCUCUUCGCUUAUCAGAGCGGUUGAUACUGUUAUAUAACAUACUUUUCAAAUCAAGGAAAUGUUAAAGAACUGAACGAAAGAGCUCGACUGGAGCUCGAACCCAGGACCAUGAUAUUCCGUGCCAACGUUCUAACUAUCUGAGUUAUCGAGUCACCCCCAUUGCCAAAUUUUCUACGAGAGCAGUCUCAACAAACGCGAAAUUUUUAUUUUUUUAAAGAAAACGGUGAAAAACGCAUUUUUUUAUAGAAAAAACUGGAAAAAAACGUCAUUUUGUCAAAGACGGUUAGAAACGAAGAAAAAAUACUAGCGUUUCCUUCUGUUUUCUUGAAUAUUUGAGAAGAAAACCCGUUUAAACGCUUCUGAACAAAAACGCGUCGGUCUUCGUUUUAUUUUUGAUUGUAUUUGAACGUAAUUUUAGGUUCUUCAGAUGAAUAUUCUUUCUCAAAAAACGAUUUAAAAAACACGUGUUUUCACCGUUUUUUUAAAAAAAAUAAAAGUUUCGCGUUUUGUUGAGACUGCCCUCGUAGAAAAUUUGGCAAUGGGCAGUCUGCUCAUAUCGUCUUUCACCUUAUAUAAGGAAGUUAUCCUUACAUAACAUUUGUUUCUGCGUAUAUUGAGCUCUGCUUUUAUUAUAUUUGAUCCUUAAAAAUAAGAAAGUCAGUGAACAGUGGAUUUUCAACUUCGAUUUUCACUUUUCUUCCAUGAACACUGCAAAAAGUUUUUGGCACAAAAUAUGUGUCACACUCGUUUUAGGGCUUUUGUCACACUAGCGAAUAAAAUUUUAGCUUGGUGCGAUUGUCCUGUUCUGCAAUCUAGGUACUACUGACAAGACCUUACAAGAUCUGAUGUUUUCUUAUAGAGCCUCAUAAAAACACCGUUCAAGCACAGUGGACAUUUCCUCAUAGAGCAGGCGGCAUUUUUUGCCGACAUAGUUUUUUUGAAUCCAAAAGCACUUUUUUAUAGGUUUUCGCAUACGAUAUUUCCAGCAGUGUGGCAAAGGUGAGUCGUGGAAGGUUUUUCAGAGGUUUUCCAGGGGAUUUCCAGAGACCCAGACUUCAAAAACCCCCUAGAAAAAGUUUGCAAUUGUUUUAAAGCAAAGUUUCAGACUCGCCGUAACCUAAAAUCUAUAAAUUUGUGCUUUGAAAAUAUUUGCGCGACGCUGAGAGGUCUUCCAAAAAAUCGAUAUCAAACUUCUAACAAAAAUGCUCACAAAUGUCCGACUU